Messenger RNA from Cydia pomonella (codling moth), 4813 nucleotides. Its product is annotated as G-protein coupled receptor Mth2-like. Lineage: Eukaryota; Metazoa; Arthropoda; Insecta; Lepidoptera; Tortricidae. The record is from RefSeq and is a predicted model, not a curated record. Gene Ontology annotation, biological process: cell surface receptor signaling pathway. The transcript is spliced from 9 exons. Gene Ontology annotation, cellular component: membrane. Gene Ontology annotation, molecular function: G protein-coupled receptor activity. Bases 1675 to 3174 code for a protein of 499 amino acids.
UGGCGCCAUUCAUUUUCAAACUAAUACACGUAAUAAAUAUCAAUGUAAAAGUAAAAUAAGCAGUUCUAUUGCUUUUGGUUAUGGCAAACUGUUGCCAGAGUUUAAAAACUGAUGGUAAAUACUUAUUUUGCAGGAUUUGUGUAUACCAGGGGUGGCCAACAGGUCGAUCGCGAUCGACCGGUCGAUCGCGACUGUUAGUUCAGUCGAUCGUGGCAAGGCAAAAAAUAUAAAUACGUAGACCAGUUUCAUUUAAGGUUUCAAGAAGUAUGUCAUUGGUAGAUCGCACAGGGUUUCGUUAGUAAACAGGAGAUCUUGGGUCUAACCAAGUUGGCCAUCCCUGGUGUAUAUCAUCCCAUUACUGGUGCUAGUCCCAUCAUAGGGGUGUUUCCUCGGCUUGCUUGGGUAGUACAAAAUACCGACCUAAAAAAAUUAAGUAUGUAGUUAUAUUAUUCCGAAAUAAAAAUGAUUUGUCAAAAAAAUGUGAGAAAGACUAUGUAACUACCCAGGUAUACCUAUCAUACAAUUAAGAGCAUAAAUAAAUCUAAAUGAAAAAUAGUGCCCAGAUUUGUACAUAUAAAGCAGCUAUUUGGGUACCUACCUUACUUAAACCAGACACCGGGCAUUUUCCGUUUAUAAAAAUUACACAUUGUAAAAUAUUUUACGAAAAUGUUUAUGUCAUAAAACGCUGUCUAAAUAGGCUAAUUACUAAUAAAUUACGAAAUGGUAAACGGAUAUACUCGAUUGCAGUUAAUAAAACUGAAAACGCUCAUUACACUUAUUUGCACGUUGACAAAGAUUAAAUUGGCAAGAUGGGAGAGAGUACUUUUAAAUUUAAAAUAAUGUACUUACAGAUGUUGCCAGAAUAAUGAAAAACUUGGAAAAUAACCUACGUCUGUUUUACUCGCAUCGAAAAUGUGCGAAUGUUUACAACUAUGAAAAUCUAGUGAAAGAUUAAUGUUACAUUAAACAGACACUUCUGAAAACAAACCUGCAGAUAGCACAAUGCUUAAAAAUUCACUUUCGUGGGCGAGACUCGAACUAGUGACACCGAAAUACAAGCCUGCAGCUCUACCAACUGAGCUACUGAGGCUUAAUCGUUGAGUGCAAAUAUACCCACCAAGAACAUUUUAAGAAAUGUAACACUCUUACGGCAGAUAUCACUAGACUAGACAACUCCUUAAUGCGCAUACGGUAGUUCAGUUUGUAAAGCGGUAGGCUGGUAUCCCGGAGUCAUGAGUUCGAGUCUCACCCGAUACAGUGAAGAUUUCCACUUUUUAUUUUUUAUUUGUAAGCUUUGUGGAAGAUAUAACUACUAUGAUUAAGCACGAGCCUUAUUCAUAAAUCAUAAUAAUCAACUCAUUCGUAUACAUACAUAUACGUACCGAUAUUAAUGGACAUCUAGUUUAAAUGUAAGUAAUAUCAAUAAUAAUACUCACCCAAAUCAUUUUGGCUUUGCCUUAUUCGGGUAAAAAAUAGGACGACAUCAGAAGAGUGUUCCAUCUUAACAUACUUACUUUACUCUUUGAUCUAAACUCUCCACGUUACGUCAAUAAGAAACUAGGUAUAGGGUAGGUAUGAUGUUUGGUGCGAUACCGGCCGCUGACGAACUACUUGCAUUGCGAUCGAUCACAUCCACUGAUACGGUUGCAAGUUGACAUGUGAACGAUAACCAUUAUGUUCCAAAUACAAAUUUUCCUACUGUUCUUUUGUUUUUCCGUACAUAACUGUCAAUUCAGUGUUAGAGAAAAAAAUAUGUGUGUGUCUAGAUGUGUCAGUAAGUGUUGUGAUAGAGGUUUUAAUUUUGAUUGGAACUUGGGGAAGUGUGUGCCCGCUAGUGAUAAUACUGAGUUAUUUUCUGUGAAGAGGAAAGUGUAUUAUUUUGAUAAUCCUCUGACUGAAGUUUACUUGAACGAUAUAUUAACUCCGGUUUACGGAAAAGCUUGUGUUGGUUUUUACCGGUAUAAUCAUGAAUUUAGGUUGCAGUUGGACGGCAGACUGUUUAUCCAAGUGCCCGGCAGCGUAAAUCCCUGGCAGAAGAGGGAACCUGACGAGUACUGCAUAGACAGCUUCAUACAAGAACACGAAGAUGGAUCGACUAGCACCAAGCUGGACGCUCUGGUGUGCUUCCCUCAGGAUGACGAGGAUAGUUCUAAUUACGUCGUCAGCUCCACUUGUAUGCUGAUCUCCUCAGCGUUCUUCAUCGUCACCAUAGCGGUGUACGCGCUGCUGCCCGAGCUGCAGAACCUGCACGGACGGGUGCUGAUGGUGUACCUCGCCUGCAUGUGCGUGGGCUUCACCUUCCUGGCUGCCAUGCAGAUUAUGAUCACCGUCAAUAAUACCACGAUUACGAUCUGCAUUGGACUCACGUUCGUGAUCUACUUUGCUCUGCUAUCUGCUUUUUUCUGGCUCAACGUCAUGUGUUUCGAUAUUUGGUGGACUUUUAGUGGCAAACGUGGUCUAUCUUUCGAGAAGCUGUCAAUGCGGGCGCGUUUCUGCGCAUACGCAGCGUACGCUUUCGGGUUUCCUACCGGCUUGACGAUAAUCAUGGCUGCACUCGAGUUCUCUGGACUUCCAGCGCACCCCGCCAUGCCCAUGCUGAGACAGCAGGGCUGCUUCCUUCACGGCACCAGUAAAUUGUUGUACCUGUACGGCCCUAUGAUGAUCCUUUGUGUGGCCAACAUCGUGUUUUUCAUACUGACCGCAUGGAAGAUCAACCAGAUUAAACAACAGACGCAGAAGACCCUCAAGUCUAAGGACAGCGCUACUACAGACCAACACCGGAAUGAUAGACAAAGGCUACUUCUCUACGUAAAACUCUUCACCAUAAUGGGCAUCAACUGGAUCCUGGAGAUCAUCAGCGGCCAAUACCCGCAGACCAACAUUGUUUUUCGCUUCAUCGACGCCUACAAUGUCAUGAUCGGCGUCUUCAUCUUCAUCAUCUUCGUCUGCAAGCGCAAGAUCUUUCGCCUCAUGAAGAAGAGGUUCAAUGAAACAUUUCGCAUCUCACACAGCGAUAGUGGAGACAGGCCGAUAGGCCACAGGGACGUGAGGAAUUGGAAGGAAUAUCAGCAGCAAAGAGGCAGUCUUGAUACAGUACAACCAGAUGCGCGGGAAACCUAUGUCCCGCACACAGACGCAAACCACCUCGACACGCACGUUGUCCUCCCGGGAUGAAUUCCGUAUGAACUCCCUCAAGAAUAAACAGCAAGUUUGAGUCUUUUGAACGGUCUUGAUGUGGUGACAUUUGCCGAGGUCGAGUUGGUCGAGGUUUGCUUCAGCGGAGUUUUUCAAUCCUCAACGAUAAAUUAUAGAUACGUAGAAAGAUAUUCUCGGAUGCCUAUGGGAAGUCCGGCUGGUCUGUCAGACAUGAUAUGCUUGACAUUACAGAGUAUCUCCCCAAUAAUCGGGAUGAUUUUCUAUUUAAAAAUACCGCAUGUCAUGCCAUUUUUAGAACUUCGACGACUAAUGGCGCUGAUUUGUUUGUGUACGAGUAUCCUUAUCUACAAUAGGAUGUUGCACGCGCACAGCAAUUGCAAAGCUCCACAUAUGUGUUGAUGAACAGGCAAAACAAAUUAUUCAACAGAAAGUGCUAAUACAGGGUCACAUAUCACAUCCUUUAAAUGAUCGCGUGCAAUGAGAAAACCGUUCGGAGCAGUUAACGAAUAAGAUUCAGAUCAGUUAAAUAAAUGCUCGAAUAUAAUCAAAAAUAUGAUAAUCAGGGUUAAUAGGUAUAACCGUUCAUUCAUAUCCUUCAAAUAUUGGUUGGUAACGCCAAUGCGGCCAAAUCCGUCUGUGGUAAAUUCGGCAUAUGAGCGCAUUAUUUUCUGCUUUUGACUGCUGGAAUUUAAAACAAUCGCUGUUUAUCGAUGAAAUUGCCAAUAGAAAAUGCGCUCGUGUACCUACGUAUUUUCCGCAGUCGGUUUAGGCAGCAUUGACAUCACAUUGGUUUUAAACACAUACACAAUUUAAAAGUCUGACAUACAUUACUAAGCAAAGUAGGUAUUUUGAGUAAAUAAAUAAUUAGAUGAUGAUGAUUAGAUGUUUAUUAUGUUUUGUGGUUAUUUAUAAAGAAUAUAUAGUUAAAUUGUUGUGUGUGACUAUUUUUGUCUGUAUUGAACCAAAGAAAGUGAAAAACUGAAAAAAAAUAUCUUAACAAUAAUUAUACAUUUUAUUUGCAUUUUUUAAAACUAGAUUAAUGAAACUACACUGCCCAUGUCAUAUUGGAUAUUUGAUACUAUGUAAAAUCUCGUAUUUAAAGGCUACCUAUUAAUGAUGUGACGAAUGUUCAUGUAUAGCGAGCUUUGUUUUGUCAUAUUGGAUAUUUGAUACUACCUAUGUAAAAUCUCGUAUUUACGAGUAUAGUGGAUUUCGGGCCUGAUAAUCGUUUUCCGUUUCACAGAAUAUAAGCACAUCGUUAACAAUAUUUGAAAUGUAAAAAAUACUUUGUCUCUAAUUGCCAAAAAUGUUAAAAGUUUGAUAUUUUGCAUAUGAACCAUUUUUUACAUUUCAAAUAUUGUAAACGAUGUGGUGAAACGGAAAAAUAAUCUUCCUCGGGCCCGAUUUCCGGCGUGAUAUCAGGCCUGAUAAUGUGUGGGUGGAUGUAUUUGGCACUUUAAAGGCGUAGCGCUCAAGUUACAAUAUAUUUAGUUAUACCUCCUAUUUUUUGACCUAUUAACGAUGAGACGAAUGUUCAUGUAUAGCGAGCUUUGUUUCCUCUAAUUCUUAAGGAUAAGUACUUUAAUUUUCAGUUCCUGAUCCUGAUUCCCUCAAUGUUCAUAUUUUUAUAUUGAUCAUAGGCAAUCUAUUUAUUUUU